CAUUAUCCACUGUGAGGACUGGGGAGUCCCCACCAAAGCAGAUCGCAGGCCCCAGGGAGCAUUCUACUCUCUUGUGUCUCUGCCGCUUCGGCGUCGCAGCAAAGAGAGAGGUAGUUCCAGAUUGCGAUCACGUUGGCUUUGCCAGAUGUCAGGAUAAGAUACGAAGGCGCAUUUGCCUGCUACUAACUGCUCCUAUCUGAGGGCGAGUCAAUUGGCACCCUCUCUCUCUCCAUCAUUCGUCAUCCUGUUUGCAAUUUCCCAUCGAUUUGGUGCGGAUAGACAAGACUUUCCUACCAUAUUUGCCUGCACCAAAGACCAUGACUCGAGCUCUGAGUCUCGCCCUUCCACAUGGUCUUGCCGUUCACGACCAUCGAAGCUUCCAAGGGCGCCCCCUGGCCUUUGCGGGAUUCGUUUCCGUCCCUGCAACUCUCAGGAAGACGUCUCACUGCAAAACCCAUUUCAAGCAUUCAAGGGAGAUACGGAUGCAGAUGGGUGGGGAGGACGACGAGUCAGUGAGGCAAAUGAAGGAGAUGGCUGCGGCAAAGAAGAGAUGGGAAGCAUUGGUCAGGCAAGGUAAAGUUGUAGCUCUUUCAACCAAGGAAGCUGGGUAUGCAGUCCAAUUGUCAAAUAAAGCUCUUCUCGAUGUUCGUCCUUCAGUAGAACACAAGAAGGCCUGGGUCAAGGGAUCUACUUGGAUACCACUAUUUGACGUGGAUGACAAAGUGGAUGUAGGAACAUUAUCCAGAAAGAUGUCAAAUUUUUUGAUGGGAGGUUGGUGGAGUGGUGCUCCCACAUUAGUCUAUCAAACUGACUUCAUUGGAAAGGUGGAGGAGACGUUUCCUAAAGAUGCCGAUCUCAUUGUUGCAUGCCAGAAGGGGUUAAGAUCUCUUGCUGCUUGUGAACAACUAUAUAAUGCAGGUUACAGAAAACUAUUUUGGAUUCAAGGUGGUCUCGAGUCUGCUGAGGAUGGGGAUUUUGAAAGGGAAGGUCCACAACCUUUUAAGUUUGCUGCAAUUGGUGGAGUAUCUGAAUUUCUCGGUUGGACCGACCAGCAAAGGGCUGCAGCUGCAAAAGAAGGCUGGGGAUAUCGAUUUAUUUUCUCUGCAAGACUGGUUGGACUAUUUCUACUUGCAGAUGCCCUAUUUAUCGGUGUUCAGCAGGCUGGUAGUUUUCUUCAAGACCUGAGGGCUCCUCACUGAUUCAUCUAUUUUCCACUGAGAAUUCAUCCUUCAUGCACUAAUCAUGCUCAUCAGUGUUUGGGAGGGUGGUAGUUUCCUUCACUGAUUCAUCUGCUGUCCACCAAGAAAUUAUCCUUUGCACACAGUCUUGUUUAUUGGUGUUUAGCAAGCUGGUAGUUUCCUUCAAGACCUGUGGCCUCCUCACUGAUUGAUCAACUUGCUACUGAGGAUUCAUCCUUUGUGCAUGAACCGUAUAAACAUUGUGAAAGAUUUUGAAGUGAGCUUUUCUUUGACAUGCCAAGAUCUUUGUAAUGGUCCAAUUUUGUCAAAAGCUGUUUAUUCACACUUACAGCAGGAACUUUAAAACUAUGUGUUCCAUGUGGGCAAUUAUUCUUUAUCUUUUUAGUUUUUA
Messenger RNA from Nymphaea colorata (pocket water lily), 1590 nucleotides. Its product is annotated as rhodanese-like domain-containing protein 11, chloroplastic. The transcript has 10 exons. The coding region runs from base 318 to 1199 and encodes 293 amino acids. Lineage: Eukaryota; Viridiplantae; Streptophyta; Magnoliopsida; Nymphaeales; Nymphaeaceae. The record is from RefSeq and is a predicted model, not a curated record.